AGAAGGCUUUGCUAGGUUUUGUUAGCAGCAGGCGCAGGUGUCGCUCUGUCCUACCAUUUCCGGUAUCAGACUGAACAACGACUUUGCCAAAUUGACGUUUAUUUCUGGAUCGUAUUGAUUGAAUAUGGCCUAAUAUAUUGGAAAUAAGAUUACGGCGCUUUAUUAUCAUAUUGGCGAGUUCCCCCUCGCCGUUUAUUCAGGCUGAAGCGCAGUCGAGCAGUUAAGACGAAGCCGAGUCGCGCACACAUUUUGAAAAACGUAACUGUCGAAUCAUGGCCACUCGGCGUCUGACAGAUGCCUUCUUGUUAAUGCGGAACAAUGCGAUCCAAAACCGGCAGAUAUUGGCUGAGCAACUAGGAUAGAGUAGAAUGACCGACUGUGUGUGUGUGUGUCGUCGGUGUAAUGAGGUCCGAUUCCUGUCUGUCACUGUCGUGUCGUUGCCACGCUAGCUCAGGGCUAACCCUUGCCUUCCCAAUCAAACGUACACUAUUGACUGUGAGCAAGAAGGAAAAGCUGACGUUUAGCCUAAAAACGGAUGUGAGCUUGAUGGUCCAAUUCGGAUGAAGCUCUGACGUUUUAGUCGGCUGUAGCGAAAUAUAUGCUGCCCCCGUUGCCGAUGACAUCCAUAGACGUCGCAGUUCAUUUCUGAAGGACUGGCUACGAACGCUCACGUUUCUUUGCCAUUCGGUCAAAAUGGAUUGCGCGUCUGACUGGCGCCGUCAUUGGCAUACAGUUUAUAUCCUCGCCGUUAGGCCGGCGUAAAAAGUCUGCUUUUUAAAAUCACCUUUGUUUGCUAAACGAAUUGCUGAGCUGUGAUUGGCCUCCGUUGAUGCCAAUUCAGAUCCGAUUGCUUCUAUACAUAAUAAAACGUCUUGCCCAAAACACGACCUAAUAUUUGUCAGCUCCAAGAUAUAUUGGCAACUGUAUUGGUGAGCUUGAAAGUGUAGGAGACCACAGAAAGGCUCUUCACCUUCAUUAUUCAUGUAUUUCUGCCCUGUGUGUGUGUGUGUGCGUGCGUGCGCGCAAACAAAGUGUUGAAAGUGUCGCGCGUGUGGGAGGGAAAAGGACAAAGUUGUAAACCGCUCUUCAUUUUCUAUCAAGGUUUUUAUUGGUGGUCAUUGCUGUAAUUUCUAGGGCUCUUUUCUGAUCCGCUUCUGUCUGUCCUCUUCUCCCAUUCCUCCUUAUCCGCUAUCGGACGGAACCGCAAUGCUUUCUGCCCAUCGCUCUAGGAACUGGAUGAGUUCGCCGACGAUCGGAUGGCGUUGGUGUCGGGAAUCGGCACGGAUCCCGAAGCGGCCGUCGGCGUCGCCAAGAAGCUGUCCCCCAAAUGGGUGGAGGGCAUCGACGAGAUUCAGUACGAAAUCUCCCGGGUUCGCCAGAAGAUGAAGGACCUGGCUUUACUCCACGACAAGCACAUGAAUCGACCCACGCUGGACGACAGUAGCGAAGAAGAGCACGCCAUAGAAAUCACCACGCAGGAGAUCACGCAGAUGUUCCACCGAUGUCAGCGCGCCGUAACGGGCCUGCGCUCCCGCUGCGGUCACCGCACGGAGCAGGAGGAGAGACUUCUGAGAAACGUCGUCUCGUCCCUGGCGCAGAGUCUGCAGGAACUGUCCGUCAAUUUCAGGCACACCCAGUCCGGCUACUUAAAACGUAUGAAGAAUCGCGAGGAGCGAUCCAAGCACUUUUUUGACUCGGGACCGUUAAUGGAAGAGGAGCAAGAUCUAGCUUUGUACGACAAGGGCUUCACAGAUGACCAGUUGAUGAUGGUGGAGCAGAACACCGUCAUGGUGGAAGAGCGAGAGCGAGAGAUCCGACAAAUCGUCCAGUCCAUCUCGGAUCUGAACGAGAUCUUCCGGGACUUGGCCGGAAUGGUGGUGGAGCAGGGCACGGUUCUGGAUAGAAUCGACUUUCACGUGGAGCAAGCGUGCGUCAAGACAGAAGAUGGCUUGAAACAAUUGCAAAAGGCGGAGCGGUACCAGAAGAAAAACAGGAAGAUGCUGGUCAUUUUAAUCCUUUUUGUCAUCAUCGUCAUUCUAAUUAUUGUUCUUUUUUCCACCAAGUUUUAAGCGUACAUUCCUUGUUGCUCUCUGUGCGAGUGUUUGUCGCGGGCAGACCCGCCCGGCCGGGCUCCAAAGCCAGCGUGAAAUUCCAGCCGGCUCUGUGCUUGGGGGGUCUGGUUUUGAAUCAGAAGAAACAAUCCACAGUCUUUCUCAAAAAGAAAUACUUAUUGUUGUAGCAGGGCUUCAUUUCAAUGUGAAAAUUACCAACGUUGGUAUCAGUAGCACUUGGCUACCAGAUAACUGCUGCAGUUUGCGGAUUGUUGACAUGGCCUUAAUCACUCCUUGCGACCGGUUCCCCGACCCGACCCGACCCGACCCGACCCGUCAUUUUGAAGUUGGUUAUUUUAAACGUGAUUGUUGUUUUCCAGGUCCCUGCUACUUUUUGGGGGGGACUGCAGUUUGCACAUAUUGAGGCCUCAGCAAGAGGAAGGUGUUAUUGAUGGAAUACUACUGUCGUGUAUUAGAUGAAAAGAUUUAUUUAUUUUGAAAAAGAGGAGCUUAAUUACUGUGUAUGAAGUCAAAGCAGUAGCUUCAAUCUUUCAUAUUCACGGCACUUGGGAAAACUGUGAUCCCUCCCAGAUGACCGGCGACAUAGAGACGGCAUGAAAUACAGUACAUUUUUUUAUGCUGGUAUUAUUUUCUUUUUGCUCUGCUGAUCUAGGAAGACUGAUAUGAGCAUUUUUGAAUAAAUAUGGGCUCCACUGUCAGGACAGCGUUGCUCAGUCUGACCGUUGCCACAAGUGUCCUUGAGCAACACUCACCGGGACUGUCGCUUUUCACGUCGUCUACGAUGCCGAGAGGGGGUCGGCUUGCUUUUUCACCCCCGUGCGUGGCCCCCAAAGUACACGGGGGGGGAGGCCGGCCAUUUUUCUUUGACGCUAAAAUGGAGCGGGGGGUACAAAUUGUCUCGCGCGACCACGUUUUCAGGUUACAGUAAUGGCUCUUAUGUAGAAAUUGGGAGAACGGCGUAUGACCUUUCUCGUAACCGCGGAAGUUGCAAGAAUGCGUCUCAGUUCUUUUCUACAUUGUUCAACCAUUUCUGUCAUUGUGUGAAAAAUGUCCAAUUGGUGU
Corythoichthys intestinalis (scribbled pipefish) is the source of this 3134-nucleotide messenger RNA. RefSeq names its product syntaxin 16 (gene stx16). The coding region runs from base 1257 to 2069 and encodes 270 amino acids. Gene Ontology annotation, molecular function: SNARE binding; SNAP receptor activity. Gene Ontology annotation, biological process: vesicle-mediated transport; intracellular protein transport; vesicle fusion. Gene Ontology annotation, cellular component: SNARE complex; endomembrane system; membrane. The record is from RefSeq and is a predicted model, not a curated record. NCBI's taxonomy places the organism in Eukaryota, Metazoa, Chordata, Actinopteri, Syngnathiformes, Syngnathidae. The transcript has 9 exons.